GAAGAUGGCACUGCAGGUCCCCAGCCUCCUCCUUGCAGCAGCAGUGGUGCUGAUGGUGCUGAGCAGCCUGGAGGCCGAGGGCAGAGACUCCCCAAGGGAUUUCGUGAUCCAGCACAAGUGCCAGUGUUACUACACCAACGGGACGCAGCAUGUACGGUAUGUGACCAGGCACGUCUACAACCGGGAGGAGUUCGUGCGCUUCGACAGCGACGUGGGCGAGUUCCGCGCGGUGACCGAGCUGGGGCGGCCGAUCGCCAAGGACUUCAACAGCCAGAAGGACUUCAUGGAGCAGAAGCGGGCCGAGAUAGACACGGUUUGCAGACACAACUACGAGAAGCCGUUGGCCGUCACCACCCUGCAGCGGCUUGAGCAGCCCAAGGUGACCGUCUCCUUGUCCAGGAAGGAGGUCCUCAACCACCACAACAGGCUGGUCUGCUCGGUGUCAGACUUCUACCCGGCCCACAUCAAAGUGCACUGGUUCCGGAAUGGCCAGGAGCAGACGGAGGGAGUUGAGUCCACACAGCUUAUUCAGAACGGGGACUGGACCUACCAGGUCCUGGUCAUGCUGGAGAUGACCCCUCAGCGGGGAGACGUCUACACCUGCCACGUGGAGCACCCCAGCCUGCAGAGCCCCGUCACUGUGGAGUGGAGGGUACAGUCCGAGUCUGCCCAGAGCAAGAUGCUAAGUGGCAUCGGGGGCUUCGUGCUGGGGCUGAUCUUCCUCGGGCUGGGCCUUUUCGUCCAUCAUAGGAGCCAGAAAGGACCUCGAGGGCUUCCUCCAGCAGGGCUCCUACAGUGAUUCCUGGUGUUCUGGCUGAGUUGACUGUCACACUGUAGGGCCUGUCCCUGCCCUCAGUUCCCAUCUGCCCCGGCCUGCCUGUCCCUCUUUGAUUCAGAGUCCAUCAUGGUGCCAGUGUACUCACCCGCUCAGCUUUUGUGAUCCCCAACUUCCCAAGGCUCUGUUUUUGGUUCUGCUCCUGGACUGAUUCCAGAAACUCUGUCUGUAUACUGCAACAUGAUCUACUCAGAUCCUAGACCUGUUUUUACUGUCCCACGGGGCUGCUGAAGAGAUACCCUGAAAAAUUCACCUUUUUCAUAAUUAAACAUACAA
Molecule: messenger RNA, 1111 nt
Organism: Microtus ochrogaster (prairie vole)
Lineage: Eukaryota; Metazoa; Chordata; Mammalia; Rodentia; Cricetidae
Product: rano class II histocompatibility antigen, A beta chain-like
Exons: 6
Coding region: 5-799 (264 amino acids)
Biological process (GO): antigen processing and presentation; immune response
Cellular component (GO): MHC class II protein complex; membrane
Source: RefSeq, a predicted model, not a curated record